CAGUCGCUCGUUACACUUGGAAAUAAACUACACUACUGUUACUCCUCCUGCAAAGCAGCCGCCUUCUUUCUCCUCCUCCUGACGCCUGACUCCUCUCCACCACUCCUCCUCAGCUUAUUACCACACAAUAUAAUAUAUUAUUGUACCAUACAACCGGUAGCAGCAGCAGCAGCGGUAGCAGUAGCAGUGUUGUGUUUUGGUAAUGAAUGAAGAUAACGGAGGAGGAGAGGGGUUUUGUUUGGAUUUUUGCUCUUUGAUGAUGAAUAUGAUGACGAUGGUAAAAUGGGUUUGGGUUGGCUCAACUGCGUGACCAAGCCUUCCCCCCCCCCCCGGCCCCCACCACCUGUUUUCUUCUUCAACUUCAAGCUACCCGGCCCAAUCUUUUCCUUCCUUUUUGUUUCUCUUUGUUACUACUCCCUCCUCCUCGUCCUCCUCCUCCUCACUGCUCCCAGGCUUAUUCUUCAAACUCUUCUUUACGACUAUUAGUUUUGCUACUGCUCUCUGAGCUCUGGGUAUAAAAUACUUGUGUGGGUUUUCGAUGGCUCAUGUUGAUGGGUUCAGAGGUGGUGCCUCGUCUGCUCCCUCUCACGCUCUGCCCGCUCGUGAUACAGGCCAAGGAGAUGACAUGUAUACAGAGCUAUGGAAGGCUUGUGCAGGACCCCUUGUUGAUGUUCCUCGCGCUGGCGAGAGAGUUUUCUACUUUCCGCAGGGUCACAUGGAGCAAUUGGAGGCAUCAAUGAAUCAGGAAUUGAAUCAACAAAUUCCACAGUUCAAUCUACCUUCUAAGAUCCUCUGUAAAGUAGUUAAUGUUCAGUUGCUGGCAGAAGCAGAGACAGACGAAGUCUAUGCUCAGAUAACAUUACAUCCUGAAGUAAAUGAACAGGAACCUUCGAGUCCUGACCCAUGCACUCCUGAUCCGCCAAAACCGACCAUUUACUCAUUUUGUAAGAUAUUAACAGCAUCUGAUACUAGUACGCAUGGUGGUUUCUCUGUUCUCCGCAAACAUGCCACUGAAUGUUUACCUCAACUGGAUAUGACUCAAGCAACUCCAAGCCAGGACUUGGUUGCGAAAGACCUUCAUGGUUAUGAAUGGCGAUUUAAACAUAUAUUCAGGGGCCAACCUCGGAGACAUCUACUUACAACUGGAUGGAGCACAUUUGUAACUUCCAAGAGAUUAGUUGCUGGCGAUGCAUUUGUUUUCCUUAGGGGUAGUAAUGGGGAAUUGCGCGUUGGCAUUCGCCGUCUUGCCCGGCAGCAAAGCCCGAUACCUCAAUCUGUCAUUUCAAGCCAAAGCAUGCAUCUUGGAGUGCUUGCAACUGCAUCACAUGCCAUUAUAACUCAAACCUUGUUUGUCGUGUACUACAAGCCAAGGACAAGCCAAUUUAUCAUUGGAUUAAACAAAUAUCUAGCGGCUGUAAGUCACGGAUUUUCAUUGGGCAUGCGCUUUAAAAUGAAAUUUGAAGGCGAAGAUUCUCCUGAGAAGAGGUUCACAGGCACUAUAGUUGGUCUAGAAGAGGUAUCUCCACAGUGGCCAGAUUCUCCGUGGCGUUCAUUGAAGAUUCAAUGGGAUGAACCAGCAUCAAUUAAGAGGCCAGAGAGGGUCUCUCCUUGGGAAAUAGAGCCAUUUGCAGUUGUUUCAUCAGCAGAUGUUGCUGCCCAACCAGUACCAAAUAGCAAAAGACCUAGGCCCCUUGAUCUUCCAACCUCUGAAAAUAGAGCCAUUGCUGCUGCUUCUCCUUUCUGGUGUCCGGAAGCAACUCAAUUGCUUGAAUUAAGCCACUAUGACAACAUUACUGAAGUCCAAAGCACGGAUGAUCAAUCUUUCUGGCCACCUAAGCCGAAAAAUCUUAACAGCAACAUCUGCUCUGGUUCUAGCUUCUCUUCUCGUGGAACUUGGCCUCGUCCACUUGCUAAUGGCUCAUUAAACCAGGAAAAUGUAUCUGCAAAAUCACCUCUUUGUGACUAUGAUUCUCCUAUGUCAUCAAGGGCAAGUAACGGCCAUGUACUUGGCCAAGUUGAAAGGUUCAAAAGGCUGGAGAAUUCGUCAAGUUGCAGAUUAUUUGGCAUUGAUUUAAGAAGCAACUCAAAAAAUCUCUCUCUGCUGGAUAAGGACGGACCUUCUACAGUUGUACCAAAUGGUGCUAAUGAUGCUGAGCCUCCAGUUGGCAUAUCUGAUGGAGAUGUUCUGAAGUCUUGCAAUGAGAUGAAACUGGGCCAAUCAGAGGUGUCACCAAAAGAUGCAACUAACCGACAGGGUUGUUCCACAACUACAAGAACCCGAACAAAGGUGCAAAUGCAAGGGGUUGCUGUUGGGCGGGCUGUUGAUUUGACUGCCUUGGAAAGUUAUCAUGACCUUAUAAGUGAGCUGGAAAAAAUGUUUGAGCUUGAGGGGGAGCUUAGUCCCCGAAACAAAUGGGCGGUUGUCUACACUGAUGAUGAGGGUGAUAUGAUGCUUGUGGGUGAUGAUCCGUGGCAAGAAUUUUGCAAGAUGGUUAGGAAGAUCUUUAUAUACUCGAGCGAGGAAGUGAAGAAGAUGAAUACAGGAGACAAAUUCCCUUUAUUAACUCUGGAUGGUGAAGGGACAGUACAGAGCUUAGAUUCGGAGCUAAAGCUGGAAUCUUGAAGUAAUGUCAUCGUCUUCUUUAGUUUUGUAUUGUAUAUCUUAGAGCUAAUCAUCUGCGUCUUUAGUUUUGUAUUGUGUAUCUUGGAGGUGGAACUUGCAAGAGUGUUUCAUGGAACAUAGGCAGGUAUAUCUUUAGUGCUCAGGUUUUUUGGAGUUGGGAGGGUGUGCAAGCCAACCAAGUGACUGGUUUUGACGGAGUCUAGACUUAAACUAUGUUGUAUUAAAGAAAUUUGAAGGUUGGUUUUGGUAAA
This is a messenger RNA of Coffea eugenioides, 2874 nucleotides long. RefSeq names its product auxin response factor 11. Gene Ontology annotation, biological process: response to hormone; regulation of DNA-templated transcription. The record is from RefSeq and is a predicted model, not a curated record. NCBI's taxonomy places the organism in Eukaryota, Viridiplantae, Streptophyta, Magnoliopsida, Gentianales, Rubiaceae. Bases 539 to 2623 code for a protein of 694 amino acids. Gene Ontology annotation, cellular component: nucleus. Gene Ontology annotation, molecular function: protein binding; DNA binding. The transcript has 14 exons.